Molecule: messenger RNA, 598 nt
Organism: Porites lobata
Lineage: Eukaryota; Metazoa; Cnidaria; Anthozoa; Scleractinia; Poritidae
Source: the annotation of a GenBank genome assembly
GUUUGGUUCCGAGGAAAAGAUGUUGCUGAGAUCCUUGGAUAUAGUGAUACUCGCCAUGCAUUAAAAAGGCAUGUAUCAAAAGAAAACAAAAUGAUUCAUCUUAUACAACCCAAAAGCUGCCCCUGGCGUGGACGUUUCACCCCCUCCGGUCCAACAAGGUAGAUGGUACACUUUUAUCAAUGGGCCUGGCUUUUAUGAACUAGUAUUUAGCUCCAAAUUAGAACUUGCUAAAAGAUUCCGUCAAUGGGUUUUCACCACUGUCCUCCCAUCUAUCCGUAAAUAUGGCCAAUACAAACUAUUUGAUAGUCCCUGGAAUAAGAUGAUUAUGAUUGGUAAUGAGACUGACCUCCAUUAUAAAGUAGUGGACCUCAUAAGGAAAUACUAUCCAGAUACUAUAUUAGUAGCAGGACUGGGGGAGAAUCAGGAUACUGAGAAUAAAAGACUGGAUUCAUAUAAAAAAGGAUAUAUGAGAGGACAGCCUGAUCUAUUGGUACUUAAUUAUCACAAAGAUUAUAAAGGCCUGGGCAUAGAAUUCAAGAGUCCUACAGGUAACUACUAUGUAUCAGAAGCCCAAAAGGAGAUGAAGAAGAAGCACGUU